GUACCUGCGAUGUAAAAAUCACCAAAACUGAAUCAGCGACUGUGGGCGAGAAGAGAUCUCUUAGUCAGCCCCUUAACAACGUUCACACCGCUACCCCUGUUUACUGCCAGUCUUUCAGGCCCUAGCAGUGUCAACUGACUCUGAUUGUUGGCCACCGUGUCUUACUCAGACAAUCACCAUGGCUCCCAAAACGCGGGCAACGCGGGCGUCGACAUCCCGUUCCUCGAAGAACCGUAAACCUCCCCACGGCUCAGAGGCUUCUGACGUUGAAGCAGAGCCUCAGCGAAAGUCUCCCAGAAAGAGAGCUCGAAAAGUCGAUAACUCGGACGAGGAAGAGUUGAACAGCGACGUGCUGGACGACGACUCGGAUAAUAAACCGAAGAAACGAAAAAAGGACCCAAAGAAGAAGCGAAAGGUUGCAGACGACGAAGAUGAAUGGUCGGAAUUGGAGCUUGAAGAGGGCCAGGAAGUUGUUGGUGUAGUCAUCGAUGCGCCCAAGACAGGGCAAGUUCGCCCCGGUCAGGUUUCUCAAAAUACCCUAGACUUUCUGGCGCAGCUGAAGAAACCAGAAUGUAAUGACCGUGAAUGGUUCAAGCUGCACGAACGCGUGUACCGUCAAGCAGAAAAGGAGUGGAAGGAUUUCGUCGAGGCUUUCACUGACAAGCUCAAUGAAGUCGACGGGGAAAUACCGCCAUUGCCGCCCAGGGAUGUGAUUCAUCGGAUAUACCGUGAUAUUCGGUUUAGUAAUGAUAAGACACCAUAUAAGAUGAAUUUCUCGGCGAGCUUCUCUAGGAGUGGUAGAAAGGGCACGUUCGCCGCAUAUCACAUAUUCCUUAAGCCUGGCGGUGGAAGCCUUUUAGCUGGUGGACUCUGGUGUCCCGGCAGAAACGAAUUAGCAACCAUAAGGACCAAUAUCAAACGCAGUUCUUCCCGACUAAGAGACAUAAUCUCUUCUCCUGAAUUUGUCAAGUAUUUCGGAGAGCCGAAACCAGGAACGAGGGAAAACAUCUUUGGGAGAGAAGAUGAAUUGAAGGUUGCACCGAAGGGGGUAGACAAGGACCAUCCAGAUAUUGAUUUGCUCAAAUGCCGUUCGUUCGCGGUCGUCCACUAUUUCACGGAUGAAAAGGUACUCGAUCCCAAUUUUGCCCAGACACUUGCGGACGUUGCGGUUGUUGUCAGACCACUGGUUCAUUGUUUGAAUGACUUGAUGUCUGUGGAUCAUGACUCUGACGAUGAUGCAUAAUGGUUGACACAGAUGCCUUGCCAAACAUGUCUUUUGUAACCCUUCUUGUUGUAUAUUACAGUUAGCUAAUUAUGCAUUUUGAUUAUUCGGUCGAAGCAG
This is a messenger RNA of Guyanagaster necrorhizus, 1342 nucleotides long. RefSeq lists its product as uncharacterized. The transcript is spliced from 12 exons. The record is from RefSeq and is a predicted model, not a curated record. Bases 179 to 1243 code for a protein of 354 amino acids. NCBI's taxonomy places the organism in Eukaryota, Fungi, Basidiomycota, Agaricomycetes, Agaricales, Physalacriaceae.